Venturia canescens is the source of this 1262-nucleotide messenger RNA. RefSeq names its product S-antigen protein-like. The record is from RefSeq and is a predicted model, not a curated record. The transcript is spliced from 6 exons. Bases 5 to 1126 code for a protein of 373 amino acids. NCBI's taxonomy places the organism in Eukaryota, Metazoa, Arthropoda, Insecta, Hymenoptera, Ichneumonidae.
AGAAAUGGAAAAUUCGAAAGAAAACUUAAACAAACCGAACGAAAUGGCCGUCGACAAGGAAUUGGAGGCUAUCGACGAGGAGCUAAAAGCUCUCGUUGAUAGCCAGAUGGAUCUGGGGCCUCUAUUCGGCGAGGAAGACCUGAAUAAUAUUGGCAACAAUAAUCCGUUGCAAUCAGGGCGGAAUUCUCGCGCGAGCUCGGAUCGGAACAACAUAAAUGAUGAAAGCAACAAACCGCCGAACCCAGGUCAGAGUUCCCAUCCAAACUCGGAUCGAAACAACAGGAAUAAUUCGCCGCAACCAGGAGGAAGUCGCCGGUUUUCUCAUGUUGAUGAAAUCAAAAUACAAAAAAAAUGGCGCCGCGGAAAUAGGGCCGGACGUCGCAUCCAGGAAUUAAAAAAAUUGAGAUGCGAAGUGGAGAUGAUACUCCAAGCGUCCGACCUCCGAUACGGAUGUCGGCGAGAUUGGUGGGGCAACGCCCGAAUGAGCGGUCACGGAAGGAGAGGAGGUCGAGGCCGAGAAAAUAACGGUGGAAGAAGACAAGGAAAUGACGAUGAAAGAGGACGAAGAAAUGACGGUGGAAGAGGACGAGGAGAUGAUGGUGAAAGAGAACGAGAAGAUGACGGUAGAGAAAGACGCGGAGAUUACGGUGGAAGAGGACGAAGAGAUGAUGGUGUAAGAGGACGAGGAGAUGACGGUGGAAGAGGACGAGUAGAUGACGGUGAAAGAGGACGAGGAGAUGACGGUGGAAGAGGACGAGGAGAUGACGGUGGAAGAGGACGAAGAGAUGACGGUGGAAGAGGACGGGGAGAUGACGGUGAAAGAGGACGAGGAGAUGAUGGUGGAAGAGGACGAGGAGAUGACGGUAGAGGAGGUCGAGGAGAUGAUAGUAGAGGAGGACAAAGAGACCACGGUGGAAGAGGACGAGGAGAUGACGGUGGAAGAGGACGAGUAGAUGAUGGUGAAAGAGGACGAGGAGAUGACGGUGGAAGAGGACGAGGAGAUGACGGUGGAAGAGGACGAGGAGAUGACGGUGGAAGAGGACGAGGAGAUGACGGUGGAAGAGGACGAGGAGAUGACGAUGGAAGAGGACCAAGAGAUGACGGUGAAAGAGGACGAGGAAAAUAAGAAAAAGAAUCUUUAUAAAAACACAUUAUCAAUUAAACAAAACUUUAUUAAAAAAAGAAAAUUAUUGUUACAUUUAUUAUCUCAAAUAUUGAACACAAUAAAAUACUCUUGAAAAUAAAAAACUUUGAAACAUUGA